This is a messenger RNA of Pochonia chlamydosporia 170, 792 nucleotides long. Its product is annotated as fungal zn(2)-Cys(6) binuclear cluster domain-containing protein. Gene Ontology annotation, molecular function: DNA-binding transcription factor activity, RNA polymerase II-specific; zinc ion binding. The transcript is spliced from 2 exons. NCBI's taxonomy places the organism in Eukaryota, Fungi, Ascomycota, Sordariomycetes, Hypocreales, Clavicipitaceae. The record is from RefSeq and is a predicted model, not a curated record. Gene Ontology annotation, biological process: regulation of DNA-templated transcription. Bases 1 to 792 code for a protein of 263 amino acids.
AUGAACCAACCAGUCAGCUUAUUAUGUCGCAUCCACCAGUGUGAUGGAAAGCGGCCAUCCUGUACGCAUUGCGUCACUCAAGGCUCAAGCUGUGUGUACCUUACUGCCGCUGGUGAAACCCGAUUUUCCGCACUUAAGAGGAAGUAUAACUCUUUGGAAGAAGAACUCGAAACUCUGCGGAAUCUCUACGGGUACAUCCAAAGUCGUCCACUAUCUGAAGCCCACGACCUGGUGGCUGUCAUUCAAGCAUGUCAGGACCCUACGGAGGCAACACGACGAUUUCUCUUGCAUAAUGACAGCAUUGGAGAUAUAAACGCUUUCGCCGAAGCAGAAAUCUCAAACGUAUUCCUAGCCAGUGGAGAUGUAGAGACGAGUCUGGCUCCAGCACAUUAUCCAGUCCACGUCCUGGCUUACCCCUGGACGACUAUUGCUGGAGAUGAGGUUGUGUCAAAGCUAAUUUCGCAGUUCUUCAUUGCCGAGCGAUCCCUAGUCCUGCCUAUCGUGAAUUCUUCACAGUUUAUCGAGGAGAUGAAAGGAGGCGACACCACGGUCGCUAUGUAUUGCUCACCUCUACUUGUCAACGCAAUCUGUGCACAUCAAUGUUUUUUGUCACCCGAUGAACCAUCACAGAGUACAAAGCGCCGGGAAAUGGGCCAACGCUUUUUAGACGAAGCCUACAUCUUAUUGAGAGGGUCUAAAAGCCGAGCGAAUUUGGUAAUGGCACAGGCAAUGAAUUUGUUGUAUCAAGCAGAGCUUGCAAAGGAUAUUCUGGAUGUUGCCGUUAUUGCGUAG